AUGUCUCUCCCUAAAACUUAUAAGAGGGCGGUUUUCAUCACCAAGGGCCAACCCCUUGUGGUUGAAGAGACCCCUUUGGUUCUGCCAGGGGAUGAGGAGAUUCUGGUCAAGGUGGAGGCAUGUGGUGUGUGUUACAGCGACGUAUUCCCCCAACACAACAUCAUGGGCGGCGGUUUUCCCUUAUGCCCUGGCCACGAGAUCAUCGGAAAGGUAGCAGCAGUGGGCGGAGGCGUUAAGGCCUGGAAAGUUGGCGAUCGGGUUGGUGCUGGCUGGCAUGGUGGUCAUGAUGGUACCUGUACUGCUUGCAGGAAAGGGUGGUAUCAGAUGUGUGAUAACCAGGUAGUCAAUGGCGUGACUAAAAAUGGUGGAUACGCUGAAUACUGCAUCCUCCGCCCAGAAUCCACAGUCCGUGUCCCUGAGCACGUAGAUGCCGUCAAGUACGCACCGAUUCUGUGUGCUGGUAUGACAGUCUACAACUCCAUGCGGCACAUGAACAUCCCUGUUGGCGAGACCAUCGCUGUACAAGGCCUAGGUGGAUUGGGCCACCUCGCGAUUCAAUACGCAGCACGUAUGGGGUACCGCGUAAUUGCCAUAUCACGGGGCGCUGAUAAAGAGAAAUUCGCAAGAGAGCUAGGCGCACACGAAUACAUCGACGCAAGCAAGAGUGAGGAUGUAGGCGACGCGUUAAAAGCUCUCGGGAGUGCCAGUUUAGUGGUGACUACAGCGCCAACAGCUGAUUCCAUGACCCCGCUUCUCAAGGGUCUUGGUGUCCUGGGCAAGUUGCUGGUAUUAAGUGUCCCUGGAGAUUUGACUGUCAAUACCGGUGUCAUGCUCAAGUACGGUGUGUCGGUACAGAUUUGGCCAUGCGGCCACGCUAGGGAUGCUGAAGAAACGAUCGCAUUCACCGAACUCCAGAGUAUCGACUGUAUGGUCCAGAAAUUCCCCCUAGAUCAGGCACAAGCUGCUUUUGAUGCCAUGUUGAAUGGAACCGUUAGAUUUCGAUCUGUUAUCGUUCCCUGA
Messenger RNA from Hypoxylon trugodes, 1020 nucleotides. RefSeq names its product putative alcohol dehydrogenase. The coding region runs from base 1 to 1020 and encodes 339 amino acids. The transcript is spliced from 3 exons. Gene Ontology annotation, molecular function: zinc ion binding; oxidoreductase activity. NCBI's taxonomy places the organism in Eukaryota, Fungi, Ascomycota, Sordariomycetes, Xylariales, Hypoxylaceae. The record is from RefSeq and is a predicted model, not a curated record.